AUGGAGUGUGAGAGAAAAACUAAAAAUCUGACUUUCAUUAAUCUUCUAGAUGUUGGGGAAAUCUAUUCAAGACUACUGGAUCACAGACCAGUAAUUCAGGGAGAAAUACGUUACUUUGUUAAAGAAUUUGAAGAAAAACGUGGCCUCCGAGAACUACGAGUACUUGAAAAUCUAAAGAACACAAUCUUUGAAACAAAUGAAUAUGUUCUUCCUAAGUGUGAGCAGGCAAUGCAUGACAAUCUGAAUGAAGCAUUCAAGAGAUUGCAAGCUGCCAACGAUACGAUCCAUAGACUCCAAGAGAAGGAGCAUGAAGAGAGGAAGCUUCAGGCGGACAAGCUGAUGGGUCGUGAAGAGAAGCGCAUAGCCCACUGGGAGGAAUUCAUGAAAGAACAACAAAACAAACGAGCAGAGGUGGACGAAGAACACAGAAAAGCUAUGGAGCGCCUCAAAGAGCAGUAUUCUGAGAUGGAGAAGGAACUGGCCAAAUAUGUUUCUUUUUAA
This is a messenger RNA of Pelecanus crispus (Dalmatian pelican), 501 nucleotides long. The record is from RefSeq and is a predicted model, not a curated record. NCBI's taxonomy places the organism in Eukaryota, Metazoa, Chordata, Aves, Pelecaniformes, Pelecanidae.